Messenger RNA from Paramecium octaurelia, 1017 nucleotides. NCBI's taxonomy places the organism in Eukaryota, Ciliophora, Oligohymenophorea, Peniculida, Parameciidae. The record is from the annotation of a GenBank genome assembly.
AUGACAGAAUAAUAUAUUAUUGAUUCAGAUAUUAUUGAAGAUGAAGGUGAUCGUCCAGUAUCAGUAUACAACCUAAACGUAUGUUUCAAAGAAGACAUUGAUUUUAGAUUGCAAGAUUGCUAAUUGAAUGAACCUGAUUUUUAAGAUUUAGAGCAAAAAAUGAAUAAACUAAUUUAUAAUUCUUUUGGUUUUAAAAAUGGAUUGGCGAAACAUUAAAAAUAACCACAACAUGAAUCAGGAACAGACUCAAUCGAUAACAAAAACAAAAAAGAAUAACUAUCAUUUAAAAAGCCAAUUUAACCUGUUCAAUAAUUAUCUGUAGUUUCUAAUGGAGAUUAAUCCUCAUUGUUUUCAAGAAAGGAAACAGUUCCAAAAAUUAACUUUGUCUGUGAAAUGAAAGAUAGUUAAAACCAAAAUACCACAGUCGACUUAAGAAAGAAUCUAAAACUCCAUACUCAUGGACCUUUUGAUAUAACGAAAUUAAAAGAUGGUUUAUCACCAGCUGUAAACAAUAGAUUCUCCUCCAAAAAGUAGUCCUAAUUCUCACAAAGAUCACAUGAAACCUACAAUUCCUAUUUGGAGUAAUCUUACAAUAACACUUAGCAAAUGCCAUCCUAAAAUUCAAUCCAUUAUUAAGAUACUCGGAAGGAGAGAUCAAAAAUUGCAAAGACAACCAUUAAAUUAAUUUCAAACCAAUAAAAUUAGAAACUAAGAAUUUCAUAACAAGCAAACUCACAACGAACAUCUUAAUUAUCUUUAUUAGAGGUAGAUGGAGUAAGAGGUAGAUCUUAGAGUUCUGUCUCUACUCCAAAAAGUAUCUUGAAAAAUCCUUCAUUAUAAAACUCUUAGUUGGAUAUUGUAAGCAGAUUAAGUUUCUAAAGUAGGCUUAGUUUUUCAAGUUUAAACAUCACUGGAAAUUCUCCUCAAAAAUAAUAAACAAACUCUUAAUCUCCUGCAAAAAGGGUUAAAUUUUGUUUAACCAAAAAGUAAGCCAGAAGAGAACACAUUCCAUGUUGA